Messenger RNA from Austrofundulus limnaeus, 701 nucleotides. Lineage: Eukaryota; Metazoa; Chordata; Actinopteri; Cyprinodontiformes; Rivulidae. Gene Ontology annotation, cellular component: cytosol. Gene Ontology annotation, molecular function: protein histidine phosphatase activity. The transcript has 3 exons. The record is from RefSeq and is a predicted model, not a curated record. Bases 52 to 411 code for a protein of 119 amino acids. Gene Ontology annotation, biological process: peptidyl-histidine dephosphorylation.
GCGAAUCGGGUUGUUUUUGGCGGCGGACCCCGGAGAGAUUCACAAGGCGAUAUGGCAGGAUCUCUGGCUAAUAUCCCCGACGUAGAGAUUGAUCCCGAAGGAACUUUUAAGUACAUUUUAGUCAGAGUGAAAGUGAAAGAUGGCGAUGCGCAGAAAGACAUAGUGCGAGGCACCAAAAGUGCAGAGUACCACAAUCACAUAUUUGACAAAGUCAACCCGGCUCUGGAGGCCUUGGGGAUGGAGUGUAAAUGCCUCGGAGGAGGGAAGAUUGAGCACAACAGCAAGGAGAAGAAAAUCAGGGUGUUUGGGGAGUCAACUGCUUUUGGCAAAGCGGAUCACUCUGUGUCUGUGGAGAAGCUGAAGAUCGUCUUCAGCGACUAUGAAAUCACUUGGUCCGAUGACAAGAAAUGAGUYUAUUAAACAUAAUCUGUCUGCUGUUAUUUAUGAGUUAAAAUCUGGAAAACCACAAGCUAAUGCCACCACUUUCUGUUCUGGUUUCAUUUGAUUCAGAAAGCAACAUUUGUAUUUUCUCUGAGUGAAAUUUGUUUGAUAAAUUUGGUAAAGUAUUUAUGAAUAGGAGUUGCCUAACCUCCUUACGUGUUUUUGAAAGUGAAUCUGAUUGUUUUCAUUUAUGUGAAAUGUGAACCUUAUUUUAUAACCCAUUUACCAAAGUCCUAAAAUAAAUUAUUUUCUCCCCUUUU